AUGGAGAUGACAAUAUCACAGUUGUGCUCUGGGACUAAAUUCUCAAUCUCUUCAUCACCAUCACUGUUAUGUAUUAAUGGAAACAGUAAGAGUAGAGCUGUUUCAGUGAAGUACUUGAAAGAGACAGAGCAGUUGAGUAAUAGUAUUAGCUUCACUGCGAAGAAACAGACAAGUCACGCGCCGGUGGUGAGAACAAGACGCGCCUCCUUGAAUGAAGAUCAAUCCCCAACUUCCGGUGCCGGAGGAGAGCGGUGGCUUCUCCAACCCGUUGGCGAUGGAGAUACAAGACACAUUGGUUACAAAGUAGAAAUGCCUAAACCUUUUGAGAUCUCUUCGGGCCAAGUUACCAUCGGACGGCUACCGGAAAAGGCUGACGUAGUGAUUCCUGUGGCCACUGUGUCGGGAGUCCAUGCGACAAUCAAUACAAAAGGAGACAACCUUCUUGUAACAGAUAUGAACAGCACCAAUGGUACAUUCAUCGAAGAUAAGCGUCUAAUUCCUGGUGUCGCUGCUCCUGCCUUUCCUGGUACCCGAAUCACCUUUGGAGAUACAAAUCUUGCAAUUUUCCGUGUUUUCAAGCUCCAAGAUAGCCAAGAAUCAACAGAGAAACCGGCCGCAAAGUAA
This is a messenger RNA of Arabis nemorensis, 624 nucleotides long. The record is from the annotation of a GenBank genome assembly. NCBI's taxonomy places the organism in Eukaryota, Viridiplantae, Streptophyta, Magnoliopsida, Brassicales, Brassicaceae.